AUGGCGAACCAGACUCCGGCCGUUGUCAUGGACAACGGCACGGGUUUCUCGAAGCUGGGAUUUGCUGGAAACGACUCUCCUUCCUUCGUAUUCCCGACAGCAAUUGCAACCAAGGCAACUGGGGGUGGCGGCGGCGGUGCCGGCGGUGGCCGGCCGGCAGUUGGAAGCAAGCCAUCCUUCCUGACCGGUGGCGCUGGCCCGUCCGGCCACAUGUCAUCGAAGAGAGGAACCGAAGAUCUCGACUACUUUAUCGGCGAUGAAGCUAUAGCAGCAACGUCUGGUCCGGGAUACGGACUGCACUAUCCCAUCCGCCACGGACAGAUAGAAAAUUGGGAUCACAUGGAACGGUUUUGGUCGAACUCGAUCUUCAAGUACCUCCGGGUUGAGCCAGAGGACCACUACUUCCUACUGACGGAGCCUCCUCUGAAUCCGCCCGAGAACCGCGAAAACACGGCCGAGAUCUUCUUCGAAUCCUUCAACUGCGCGGGUCUGUACAUUGCGGUGCAGGCGGUGCUAGCACUGGCGGCAUCGUGGACGUCGUCCAAGGUGCAGGACCGCUCGCUGACGGGCACGGUUAUCGACUCGGGCGACGGUGUGACGCACGUGAUUCCAGUGGCGGAGGGCUACGUGAUCGGUUCGUCGAUCAAAUCGAUUCCGAUUGCGGGGCGCGACAUUACGUACUUUGUGCAGUCGCUGCUACGCGACCGGGGCGAGCCAGACUCGUCGCUCAAGACGGCGCAGGAGAUCAAGGAGGAGUUCUGCUACGUGUGCCCAGAUAUUGUCAAGGAGUUUGCGCGCUAUGACCGGGACUCGUCGCGGUUUGCCAAGUACAACGCCGUGCAGUCAGGGCGGCGGCAGGUGACGGUGGACGUUGGGUACGAGCGGUUCCUGGCGCCGGAGAUCUUUUUCAACCCGGAGAUUUACAGCUCGGACUUCCUGACGCCGCUGCCGGUAGUGGUCGACAGCGUGAUCCAGUCGUCGCCCAUUGACGUGCGGCGUGGCCUGUACAAGAACAUUGUGCUCUCGGGCGGCAGCACGCUGUACAAGGACUUUGGUCGGCGGCUGCAGCGCGACAUCAAGCAGUUGGUGGACGCGCGCAUCCGAGCGAGUGAGCAGCGCAGCCGCGGUGCCAAGAGCGGCGGACUCGAAGUGCAGGUGAUUACGCACAAGCGCCAGCGGCAUGGUCCUUGGUUCGGUGGCAGUCUGCUGGGACAGACGCCCGAGUUCCGGUCCUACUGCCACACCAAGGCAGAGUACCAAGAAUACGGACCCGGUAUUGUUCGGAGAUUCGCACUGCUGGGCGGUCCCGGCGGCUCUUAA
Molecule: messenger RNA, 1320 nt
Organism: Grosmannia clavigera kw1407
Lineage: Eukaryota; Fungi; Ascomycota; Sordariomycetes; Ophiostomatales; Ophiostomataceae
Product: arp2 3 complex subunit
Exons: 7
Coding region: 1-1320 (439 amino acids)
Biological process (GO): Arp2/3 complex-mediated actin nucleation
Cellular component (GO): actin cortical patch; Arp2/3 protein complex
Molecular function (GO): actin filament binding
Source: RefSeq, a predicted model, not a curated record